Molecule: messenger RNA, 565 nt
Organism: Haliotis rufescens (red abalone)
Lineage: Eukaryota; Metazoa; Mollusca; Gastropoda; Lepetellida; Haliotidae
Product: ctenidin-3-like
Exons: 2
Coding region: 97-429 (110 amino acids)
Source: RefSeq, a predicted model, not a curated record
GUUGAUUUCCUGUUUCAUUCGCAUAUAAGACCCUGUGAGCUGUCACAUUGUCAUCCAGAGUGUUUAUUCUAAAAGUGAAUAGACGUAAGCUCCAAGAUGCAAAUAUUUAAAGUUGCUCUCGUGGUGGCCUUGGUGUUCACAGCUCUCUUUGGUUCAGCCUAUGGUGGCCACGGCGGUGGUGGCAAAGGAGGCGGUGGCGGCAAAGGAGGCGGUGGCGGCGGCGGCAAGGGAGGCGGUGGCAAAGGAGGCGGUGGUAAAGGCGGCGGUGGCAAAGGAGGAGGCGGGAAAGGAGGCGGUGGUAAAGGCGGCGGUGGCAAAGGAGGAGGCGGCCACGGAGGUGGUGGUAAAGGAGGCGGCGGACAUGGAGGUGGUGGCAAAGGAGGAGGCGGACAUGGAGGAGGUGGCAAAGGAGGUGGACACCACGGUUAAAGACAACUAUAUCUCCAUAUUCCUACCAAAUGCUGGACAUUUGACAGCAUUAUUGCAACUGUAGCCUUGGUUUCUGCACCACCCUGUACAAUGUCAACUUUCAGAUACUGUUGAAAAUAAAACGAUCAGAAAUAAC